AUGGUGAAAUACGAAACGGAAGACGAUCAGUUAAAAGCGGUGAGUUUCGCAGCUGGAACAGCCGCGUGUAUUGCUUGCAUCGAACGUGCAGUUACGGUGUUUGUGCAUUGGCGUGUGUGGGCGUUUCUUGCUCUUAACCUCUUGCUUUUAGCUAUUCUCUUCACUUCUAAAUCCCAAAAAUCAUCCUCCAACGAAAUUAAUCGAGAAGAAGAUGGUGCUACUUAUUCAAAAUUCAAGAGGGAGAAGAACAAGAAGAUGAUAAAACAAGAAUGUAGCCAAUUGUUGGUUUCGAUUGAUGGUGGUCGAAACCUAGUGGAAAACGAAACGAAGAUCGCAGACAACGAAUAUGAAACGAUAAACAAGGAAGAAGAAGAAGAAGAAGAUGGUGCAAAGAAAGAAGAUUACGAUCAGCUUUCCGAGGAGGAAUUGAACGAGAAAGUGGAGGCCUUUAUUACUAUGUUCAGACAGCAAUACUUGGUUUCUGAUGUAAAAGUGAACAAGAGCUGUGGGCUACAUUGUAUUGCCAAGAAUGUAACCAUGACAUCGAACCAAGUCAAUUCUAGUCAACGUUUAUCUCUCACCUAG
This is a messenger RNA of Erythranthe guttata (spotted monkey flower), 585 nucleotides long. RefSeq lists its product as uncharacterized. The record is from RefSeq and is a predicted model, not a curated record. NCBI's taxonomy places the organism in Eukaryota, Viridiplantae, Streptophyta, Magnoliopsida, Lamiales, Phrymaceae.